AACACGUGAUGGAGACCCCUCUCGAGAAGGCCCUGACCACCAUGGUCACCACAUUCCACAAAUACUCGGGGAGAGAGGGCAGCAAGCUGACCCUGAGCAGGAAGGAACUGAAGGAGCUGAUAAAGGAGGAACUGCAUCUUGGGGAGAAGAUGAAGGAGAGCAGCAUUGAUCGGCUGAUGAAGAGCUUAGACAAAAACAGCGACCAGGAGAUCGACUUCAAGGAGUACUCGGUGUUCCUGACCACCCUGUGCAUGGCCUACAACGAUUUUUUCCUGGAGGAUAACAAAUGACCAUCCUGCCAACCCUUGUCCCUGACCUUGGCAGCCCUUCUCCCAGAUCUUCUUUGGCCCCUAUUCCUCCUGUUUCUCCCACUCUCCUUCCAGCA
Messenger RNA from Ochotona curzoniae (black-lipped pika), 385 nucleotides. It is a transcript of the gene S100A5, whose product is annotated as S100 calcium binding protein A5. The transcript is spliced from 2 exons. The record is from RefSeq and is a predicted model, not a curated record. The coding region runs from base 9 to 290 and encodes 93 amino acids. Gene Ontology annotation, cellular component: nucleus; cytoplasm. Gene Ontology annotation, molecular function: calcium ion binding; transition metal ion binding. NCBI's taxonomy places the organism in Eukaryota, Metazoa, Chordata, Mammalia, Lagomorpha, Ochotonidae.